This is a messenger RNA of Acanthopagrus latus (yellowfin seabream), 6180 nucleotides long. Its product is annotated as collagen alpha-1(XVIII) chain-like. The transcript is spliced from 44 exons. The coding region runs from base 174 to 4709 and encodes 1511 amino acids. The record is from RefSeq and is a predicted model, not a curated record. NCBI's taxonomy places the organism in Eukaryota, Metazoa, Chordata, Actinopteri, Spariformes, Sparidae.
UGAGCAGAGUUUUUAUGUCUCUGUUUUCAUUCAGUGGAUGCUCAGUGGCCCUUGAACCGCUUGGAUUUAACUGGUGAGCGGCUGGCUAACAGGUGGAGGAACAGUGAGAGCGCUGUGUGGAGGAGGCCUGCAGGCUGAGACACUUUUGGAGGACUGUCGCUGGAGCCGGCAGCAUGCUGAAGAUCCAGACGUGGUUGCUUCUCCUGGCUCUCUGUGCCGGGAACUCGGAGGCCUGGUUUUGGUCCACAAAAGAGGAAUCGACCACAGAAACCCCAACAGAGGGCGGGACAUCAGAUGCCUCCAUGCCAACAGGUGCCACCACGCCAACAUGGACGACAGGUGCCCCCGAGACGGCCAAUACCACGAAGAAGAAGGAUGACCCGGAGGAAAGUGAUGACCUGUCCGGGGUUGGGGAGGAAAUCCUCAACGUGGCCACUGGAAUCCGUAAGUUUGUCCAGGCGUGGGACGCGACCCCGACCGCCAGGACUACUAACGGAGGCCUGACAGAGAAGGUGGAGAGCGCUAACCCUAACACGACGGUGGAGAGCGGCGUCUCUUUGCUCCAGCUAAUCGGAGACCCUCCACCGGAUGCGAUCACCAGGUCCUACGGGCCGAGGGGGGAGUCCGCCUACGUCUUCACCCCUGCGGCGGUGUCGGGCCAGCCGGCUCUGGCCCACGUCCCCAACCCUUUCUACCGCCACUUCUCCCUCGUCUUCCACCUCAAGCCAUCCUCUCCCGCCGCCUCCGUCCUCUUCUCCAUCACCGACGGACCCCAGAGGCUCAUGUACAUCGCCGUCAAGCUCAGCGCGGUUCAGUCCGGCCGUCAGAAGGUUCAGUUCUUCUACACCGAGCCCGAUUCCGAGGCUUCGUACGAGGCGGCCAGCUUCGAUGUGCCGAGCAUGGUGGACAACUGGAGCCGCUUCUCGCUGGCUGUGUUCGAGGAGCAGGUGACUUUCUAUCAGGGCUGCGACUCCGAGCCGCAGGUGGUGAAGUUUGAGCGUUCGCCGGAUCCGAUGGAGCUCGACGCCGGCGCCGGGAUCUUUGUGGGUCAGGCAGGAGGAGCCAACCCUGACAAGUUCCAGGGCGAGAUCGCAGAGCUGAAAGUGGUGGGAAACCCUCGGACCGCUGAGCGUUUGUGCGACGACGAGGACGACUCCGACGCCGCGUCUGGUGACUUCGGCAGCGGUGAAGGCGACAGGAGACAAACAGGACACACCGUGAGGACCACGCCUCCCUCCCUCCGUCCCGUCCCUCAGCCUCCUCUGAAACCCUCAGAGGGAACCAGACGCAAAGAAACAGAUUUCAGGUAUCAGCCGUCGUCGGUGGACCAAAGCCGGGCCGGAUCGCCGGGCCCAAGAGGUCCAGGUGGUUCUAAAGGUGAGAAAGGAGACAAGGGAGAGAAAGGCUCCAGCGGGGACAGAGGCCCCGCAGGACCGAAGGGAGAGUCCGGGUCCGGGUCCGGUUCUGGUUUCUCCUCUCAGGGUGGAGGACAGAAGGGAGAAAAGGGAGACAAAGGUCCGAAGGGUAGCUCCGGCUUCGGAUACCCCGGCAAUAAAGGCGAACGAGGAGCUCAGGGGCCUCCAGGGCAGCCUGGUCCUCCCGGACCUGCAGCUGAGGUGGUUCGGCUUGGGGACGGCUCUGUUGUGCAGCAGGUGUCUGGACCCCCCGGACCACCGGGACCACCAGGGGCAGACGGGCCUGCAGGGCCUGCAGGAGCUGAUGGAGAGCCCGGAGAUCCAGGAGAGGAUGGGAAAGCUGGUCCAUCUGGGCCACGAGGUUUCCCAGGAAGUCCAGGAACCGCUGGUGCCAAAGGAGAGAAGGGUGAGCGUGGAGAGAGUCAGCCAGGACCCAGAGGCCCCCCCGGUCCACCAGGACCUCCUGGACCAGGCACCGCUGACCGUCCAACGUUCGUCGACAUGGAGGGCUCAGGAUUCCCCGACCGGGCUUACCGUGGUCUACCGGGCCUCCCUGGUCCUCCAGGUCCUCCCGGUCCUCCUGGAACAUCAGUGGCACUCGGCACUAACGGUCCGGUAGCUUUCGGACCUCCUGGACCACCUGGACAAGACGGAGCACCUGGUCUACCUGGCCCUCCUGGUCCUCCUGGUCCACCGGGUCAACCAGGACUCAUAGGAGCGAAGGGUGACGGCGGUGAGCUGGGACUUCCAGGAGCUUCAGGAGAAAAGCAAGACGAACAAGACUCCAACUUUUUCACGGGCCUCUUCUCUUACUUUGCUCCAUCCUCUACGGGCGCUCAGGGUGACGCAGGACGAGCAGGCACACCAGGGCAGACCGGGCUGGCUGGGCUUCCAGGUCCAAUGGGACCAGUUGGACCUCCGGGGCCACCGGGGCCACCGGGGCCACCGUACCGCGGUGGUUUUGCUUUUGGUGUCGAUGGUAAUUAUGAGGGGAACAAUGGUUUACCUGGAGUCAGUGGCCCACCUGGACCACAGGGUCCACCUGGUAUUGCAGGACUUCCUGGUAAGCCAGGUUUACCAGGCACCCAUGGAGCCAAAGGAUCAGAAGGACCAAGAGGACCUCCUGGGAUACCAGGUCUGGAUGGAUUCCCUGGACAGUCGGGUGAAAAGGGAGAGAGAGGAGAGAAAGGAGAGGCGGGUGUACCAGGACGAGAUGGCGGCCCACCUGGACCUCCAGGACCUCCCGGACCUCCGGGGCAGAUCGCCUACCAGCCAACAAGCGACUAUAAUGACGUUUAUUGGAGCGAAGGGGCGCAGGGAAGAGGUGGUGUUCCGGGUCGAGCAGGAUUCCCAGGGCCGAUGGGACCAAAGGGAGAUAAAGGAGACUCAGGUCCUCCAGGAAAUGCACCUAAAGGACAGAAAGGAGAGCCCGGUCUCAUCUUGGGGGCUGAUGGGAGACCUCAGUACAUCGGGCAUCUGGCAGGACAGCCGGGCGAGAGAGGACCUCCUGGCCCAGUUGGACCUCCAGGUCCGUACGGUCCUGCAGGCCAGAAAGGAGAGAUUGGGCUUCCAGGUAGACCGGGUCGACCAGGGCUGAACGGUGCCAAAGGAGAGAGGGGAGAUUUAGGCGGUGGAGCUGGAUAUGGUUACCCCGGUCCUCCAGGUCCACCAGGCCCCCCUGGACCACCUGGACCUACUUCUUCCUUUGACGGCUCCAGAGGACUUGAUGAUUACGCCAGGUAUUACCCAGCCACUAAAGGAGAGAAAGGUGAUCGUGGAUUUCCAGGGACGCUUGAUAUUCCAGGUUUCGGGUCAAACAUUGACAUUUACACUUUAAAGACUCAGAUGAAAGGUGAAACAGGCAGCCCCGGUGUGAAAGGAGAGAAAGGAGAACCGGGCGGAGGUGGAGGAUAUUACGACUCUCGAUAUGGAUGGAGCGGGAGCGGACCCCCAGGAGAGCGUGGACCUCCUGGCCCACCGGGCGACACCAUCAUUGGCCCAGCGGGCCCUCAGGGGCCACCUGGUCAGCCAGGACGAGGCUAUGAUGGGCAACCUGGACCACCAGGGCCACCUGGACCUCCGGGAGCAUCCUUCCCUGGAGCUAACAGGGGCACACAGACUAUCAAUAUUCCUGGACCGCCGGGACCACCUGGAGCACCUGGGCUACCUGGACACACCUCAGGGGUGACCGUGUUGAGGUCUUACGACACCAUGACCGCCACCGCGAGAAGACAACCUGAGGGCACUCUGGUCUACAUCAUAGACCAAACAGAUCUCUACCUGCGAGUCCGAGACGGAGUUCGCCAAGUCCAACUCGGGGGCUACAUCGCUCUGCCCAGCGAGGAUGGUAACGAGGUCGCGGCUGUGGAGCCUCCACCGGUCGUCCCCUACUACCCAGACCAGCAGUCCAACACGGACACCCAGAGGUCACCUGAGGCGCCGGUCCACCCCGACUCCAACCAUCAGUCACACCCACACCAACAUCACCCGACACACCCUCACCUACCUCACCCAACACACCCUCAACACCCAUCAAACCCCGAUCCCAGAUACCCCACCCAUUAUGAUCCCCGAUAUCAUCCGGACCCGCGGUACCCAUCGCCCUCAGAUCCCAGAUUUCCAAGUUACUCCGAGCGGUUGAAUCUGCCGGACAGUCGAUAUUCUGUCGAGGAACAGCCUUCGUACCCAGACACUCGCUACACCGUCACUGCGCGAAGACCGCCUCCUCCUGUGCCCGAGACUCCAGUCCACCGUCACGUCUCAGGUCCAGGGCUCCACCUCAUUGCCCUGAACAGCCCUCAGACCGGCGGCAUGAAGGGCAUCCGCGGUGCCGACUACAUGUGCUUCACUCAGGCUCAGGCCAUCGGGAUGAAGGGAACAUUUAGGGGCUUCCUGUCCUCCAGACUGCAGGACCUCCAAAGCAUCGUCCGCAGGGCCGACAGGGACCACGUACCAAUAGUGAACCUGAAGGACGAGGUUCUGUUUGACAGCUGGGACGCCAUCUUUAAUGACGGCAGAAUAAAGGACAACCUGCCGAUCUACUCCUUCGACGGCAAAGACGUUCUCAGUGACAGCACAUGGCCAGAGAAGAUGAUGUGGCACGGGUCGACCGGCGCCGGGCUGAGGAACGUCGACGGCUUCUGCGAGACGUGGCGCGUGGGCAACCCGACGCUGACCGGCAUGGCGUCGUCGCUGCAGAGCGGCAGCCUCCUCCAGCAGACCUCCAGCAGCUGCUCCAGCUCCUACGUGGUGCUGUGCAUCGAGAACAGCUACACCGGCCACGCCAAGAGAUAGACACACACACACACACACACACACACACACACACUGGUCGAAUCCCAAAGUCAUGCUUGUGUCCACGCCGUGCACUGUAUGUGGUGCUCUGUAAAUAUUCUCUUACGAGUAAUUAGUGUAUGUUCGUUAGCCCCUCCUAUAUGGUGCUAUACAGGAUCGUUCCACGUGUUGAACCCAAGUUACGCUCAGGUGACAGAACAGUAACACCCCCUCCGGCAGCCAUCUUUAAGGCGACAGAGGCCUUAACAGCUGGCUGUGUUUCCAAAACCUCUCUGUUGUCUGUGAACAUAAACGCUUCCUUUUCUUCGAUUGUUUGUGACUUGUCAGCUAGCGGUCGCUGUAACGUUGACGUGAAUAUGAGAUUAGCAUGUUCGGUGCUAGAUAGGAAAACCCGGUUUUGAGAUGUCUUUACCCCUGAAACCCGAUGCAGUAGAGAUUAAUAACGUCUGUUGUCUUCUGUUGAAUAAUAAAUAUAUCUGACAAGUGUAUCUUAAAGAGGGAGACACCACUGUGAUCAUACGUGGACUUAAUAUCUGAACUGUCAGGUAGAUUUUCACGUUUCCACAUCUUCCUGCCAGAUCUAAACCAAAAAGAACGUCAUUAAAAACCAUUAACAUACUGAAUGUUCGCCUCACAUACCUACAUGCAGUGUUAAUAAUGAUUAAAACAAGGUUUCCUGUUUCUUUAAAAACACCACAUUUACCUUUUUAUUUUCAGUGUUUGUCAGUGCUGGAGUGAAAACAACUGAGAAAUUGUCAGUUAAAAGCUGUUUAUUUCUUAACCAAUGGUGCAGUUAUCAACACAUUUCAGCGUCCAAAAGCAACAUAAAAGUUAUUGUAUAUGAAAUGUAUGUUUUUAACGUCUUUCCUCCUCACACUGAUGUUACCCGUCACCCAUAGCACUUGAGUUAUAGCCUUCUGUUUUGUUUUGUUUUUUUUUAAAUUCUGCGACUGACGUGCGUGGGAGGAUGUGUUCAAGUCGUAUCUUUAGCAAUAACAAAGGGAUAUUUAUUUUUUUAUAAACCGUUCAGCUAUAAUGUGUGACGUGAACGCUCUCACAAACAUUUUAUUUUGUUUUUUCUCUAAAUACUUCCAGUAAAUGUGCGCACACCCUACACGAGGACGUUGUAGCGCGUAUCAGAAUUGAUGUACAGAUAUCUGAUAGGAUUCAGCCAUAAAUGUUUGUCGAUGCACUGUUGCUUUUUACGUUUGUUUUAUUUUUUAUUUUUUUGUUAAAUUCAAGAACAGUGAAUGCACUGCAGCCAGGUUCCAGUGGAGAGGAUACAAACACUGGUGUCUCACUGUCCUGGAGAGUAGAGUGAUGUCUUUGUGUACUAACGGUGCCAUAACACAUGCAGUAAGAUUUGUAUUAACUCGCGCAGGUUAUUCUGUGUUUUUGUUUUUUUUUCUCCUUGUGUGAGCAACAUUGUGAAAUGCUGCGUCUCAUCGAAUAAACCUGUGUGGAAAUUGUG